UUCUCUCUCUCUCUCUCUCUCUCUCUUCCCCCCCCCUCCCCUCACAUCGGCGAUGGAGUCUUCGUCCUCGACGCGAUGGUCUGCUCUGCUCUUCUUCGCUGAUCGGUGAACGAUUUUCUGUUUUUCGAGUUCAGUGCAGAUUGUCUUUUGUGGAUUUUCUCUCUCUUCACUCAUUCAGUCUGGGCAAAUUUCUAGAUUGAUUCCCGGUUAACCAAAGGUGAUACGAUCCGACACUCCGUUGCCUUCUUCUUCCCCCAAGAGUACAAAGUUAACUAAAGAUAUGCCUAACCUGACAGGAACACCGAAGAUAGAAAUAUCUUUCUCAAGUUUGCUGGAACUUGCUGCAGACAAUGACAUUGAGGGAUUCAAGCAAUCUAUUUUGUGUAUUGCAUCUUCAAUCAAUGAGAUGGGACUCUGGUAUUGUCGGCAAAGAGCAUCAAAACAGAUGGUACUUGAGUAUCGGACACCGUUAAUGGUUGCUGCUAUGUAUGGCAGUGUUGAUGUUGUAAAACUAAUACUCUCUUUAUCCGAGGCGGAUGUAAAUCUUUCUUGCGGCCCGGAUAAGAGCACUGCCCUUCACUGUGCUGCAUCUAGUGGAUCUGUCAAUGCUAUUGAUGUUGUCAAGCUGUUAUUAUUUGCUGGUGCAGAUUGCAAUUCAAUUGAUGCCAAUGGUCAUCGCCCUAUUGAUGUUAUUGUUGCUCCUCUGAAGUUUCCAUACUUGAAAGAUGCCCUUGAAGAGCUCCUCAGGAAUGAUGAUUAUGUUCAUCUACCGGACAUGAAGGUCUCCUUAAGUGGUGAGAAAUCUAAUUCAUCAACCCCCUCAUCAUCCCCAGAAUAUGAUCCCUUGUCUUCUGUCGAGGAUUCAACAUCAUCACUAAAACUUUUUUCGCUCAGUGAUAUGCAUGCAUCUCCUGCACCAGAGAAGAAAGAAUAUCCAGUUGAUCCUUCUCUUCCAGACAUCAAGAACAGUGUCUAUUCUACUGAUGAAUUUCGAAUGUUCUCGUUUAAGAUCCGGCCUUGUUCUCGAGCCUAUUCUCAUGAUUGGACUGAGUGCCCUUUUGUUCAUCCGGGUGAGAAUGCCCGAAGAAGAGAUCCAAGAAAGUUUCAUUACAGUUGUGUGCCUUGUCCAGAUUUUCGUAAGGGGCAAUGCAGACGUGGGGACUUGUGUGAGUAUGCUCAUGGGGUUUUUGAGUGCUGGCUGCACCCAGCACAGUAUAGGACCCGCCUCUGCAAAGAUGGCACAAGUUGCGCUCGUCGGGUCUGCUUCUUUGCUCACACAUCUGAGGAACUCCGGCCGCUAUACAUGUCUACAGGGUCGGCUGUUCCAUCCCCCCGAUCGUCCACUUCUGCUGCUACUGUCAUGGAUAUGGCUGUGGCAUUGAGCCUUUUGCCUGGUUCUCCCUCAGCACCCAUAUCUCCUUCUGGAAAUGCUAUUUCGCACCCGUCUGUUGCUUGGCCACAGCCAAACAUCCCUACUUUACAUCUUCCUGGAAGCAAUCUCCAGACAAGUCGUCUGAGAUCAUCUUUUAAUGCCAGGGACAUUCCCACCGAGGAGCUCAAUAUGCUGCUAGAUUUUGAAGUUCAGCAACAGCAGCUCCUAAAUGACAUGUCGUGCUUCUCGCCGACACAUCUUAGAAAGUUUCCCAUUCGGUCAAAAACCCUGACCCCUUCAAACCUGGAUGAGCUUUUCUCCACAGAGGUCUCAUCUCCUCGAUUUUCCGAUCAGGUUGCACCUCCAGCAGUUUUCUCUCCAUCGCAUAAAGCUGUGGUUCGAAAUCAGUUCCAGCAACAACAGAACGUUUUAUCUCCAAACAACACAAAUCUGUACUCUCCGAAGAACGUUGAUCACCCAUUUUUGCAGGCAUCAUCAUAUCAUGUUUCAUCUCCGGGGAGGAUGUCACCUCGAGGCAUUGAUAUGCAAUCUCCAUUUAGCCCUAGACUAUCUGCUCUUGGAUCCAAAGGUGCAGGGAUUGUUGGUUCUCCUGUGAAUUCUUUGUCGAAUUGGGAUUCCCCAAAUGGGAAAGUAGAUUGGUCUGUUAAUGGAGAUGAGCUGGCUGGAGUUCGCAGAUCAUUUUCAGUUGGACGUAAUGGGGAGGAGCCUGAUCUGUCGUGGGUUCAGUCGCUGGUGAAAGAAUCACCACCGGAGAUCAAAGAAACUUCAAAUUUACCAGUCUCAGGUGCUACAUCGUCGGUUGAGGGUUCCGAUUUGAACUCAAAUGAAAAACUUGAUCAUGCAGUUUUGGGAGCAUGGCUAGAGCAGAUGCAACUUGAUCAAAUUGUUGCUUAGUAAGUGUGAAAUUAUAUUGACCGAGCAAGUUCAAGAGAAAAAGGAAAAUUUACAUUAGGAUUAAGAGCAAGGGCAAAGUUAAGAGCAAGGGAAAUUCAUUUUUAUCUAUUAAUUAUAUUAUAUUAUUUCGAGAGUCAGGAAGGUACAAGGAGGCCUAUCUGGGUCAUUUACAAACAUCCAACUCAGUUUAGGUGCUUUUUAUUUUCCAGAUUUUGAAAUUUAGAUUACAUUUUUUUUUUCUAACCCCCAGUUCUUUGGUUCUUAAAAUAGCUAAUAGCUUAUAUGUUUCAUUGAUAUGAAACUAGGAGCUCUAGGUUUCAUUUUAACUCAUAUAAUUAUUAUAAUCUCAUAUAAAUUUCCUAUUUGGGGGUUAUAUUAGUUUAACCUUUUUUUUUUUUGGGGUUGGGGGGGGUGGGGUUGGAGUUUGCACUGCUGGUUCUUUUGACUAGGUCUCUGUUUAAGCAAGAAAAAUGAGGAUGAUGAUGUGUACCAUUUGUGAAUGAAUUAUUGUUGGAGGCAGAAAGUGAGGUUGUGGGGCAUUUGGUUCCUUGAUGAUGUAACAUUGAAUUAAAGUUUUUAUCGUUAUGAAUAUUUCAAAAUUUCAUAUA
Messenger RNA from Camellia sinensis, 2895 nucleotides. RefSeq names its product zinc finger CCCH domain-containing protein 30. The record is from RefSeq and is a predicted model, not a curated record. Gene Ontology annotation, molecular function: metal ion binding; protein binding. NCBI's taxonomy places the organism in Eukaryota, Viridiplantae, Streptophyta, Magnoliopsida, Ericales, Theaceae.